AUGACAGAUACUACCCAACUAGCACCUUAUGGCUAUACAGCUACUGGGAGGGUUAGAAAAAGACCUUUGAAAAAUUCACAAAAAGAAAACUCUGUACCUGAACCAAACCGCUAUGAAAAAUUCAAGUACACCUACAGAAAAUUUUUAAAUUGUCCAGCUUGCUAUAAGGAUUUCAGUCACCGGCCAGACUCCCAUAGAGCUGUUUGGCAGCAUCUGCUUCACUUUGCUACUGUUGCCAAAGAACCAAAACAUCAAAAGGCUAGGGAUGCUCUUAAAGAAAUAAGGGACCGGACACCUACUGAAGAAGUCAAAAAAAAUAGGGAGAAAAUUAGCUCGGCAGAAUGGAGAGCUAGGAACCCUAAAAAAGCUAAGCGGGCUUCGGUCAAAGGUGCGACAAAACUCAAAAUUGAAAGAAAUUUGAGGAGAGCAGGAGAGUUUUCGGAGGAAAAGUUGAACAAAUUGCUUGAAGAAAAGAUGGUGGAAUGGGAUGCAGAGAAUUAA
Morchella importuna is the source of this 501-nucleotide messenger RNA. RefSeq lists its product as uncharacterized. The record is from RefSeq and is a predicted model, not a curated record. The coding region runs from base 1 to 501 and encodes 166 amino acids. NCBI's taxonomy places the organism in Eukaryota, Fungi, Ascomycota, Pezizomycetes, Pezizales, Morchellaceae. The transcript has 2 exons.